This is a messenger RNA of Carassius auratus (goldfish), 1219 nucleotides long. Its product is annotated as transmembrane protein 98-like. The transcript is spliced from 5 exons. The coding region runs from base 37 to 384 and encodes 115 amino acids. Gene Ontology annotation, cellular component: endoplasmic reticulum. Lineage: Eukaryota; Metazoa; Chordata; Actinopteri; Cypriniformes; Cyprinidae. The record is from RefSeq and is a predicted model, not a curated record.
UCUGACAAUCCUCCUUGUUACUCUUCAUCUGUAACCAUGGAGACGGUGGUGAUCGUGGCCAUAGGUGUACUCUCCACCAUCUUCUUGGCAUCAUUUGUGGCGCUGGUUGUUGUGUGCCGUCAUCGUUACUGCCACCCUCCGGACUUCCUGCACCACUUCCAUUCCAAACCUACAGUGGACCUGAUGGGAGCGAUGGAGACUCAGAGUGAACCGUCAGAGCUGGAGCUGGAUGAUGUGGUCAUCACCAAUCCUCACAUUGAGGCCAUGCUGGAGAACGAAGACUGGAUCGAAGAUGCCUCUGGUCUUGUGUCCCACUGCAUUGCAAUUCUGAAGCAUCGUUACUCCAGUUUUCAGUGUCACAUGAAGUUGAUCAGACACAUCUGAGAGUGUGGGAACUGACGCUGAGCUGCUUUGUGCCAUCACAGGGUGGAUGAUGUGGUUCGAUCUAUGUACCCUCCAAUGGACCCCAUUCUUCUGGAUGCCAGGGCGACAGCAUUACUAUUGUCGGUCAGUCACUUGGUACUGGUGACAUGAAACACCUGUCACAUGUCUGGCAGCCUGGACUGGAUCGACCAAUCACUGCAUGCCGCUGAGGAUCACAUGGUCGUGUUUAAAGUUACUCAAGAACAUGUGCACGAAUGCACCUUUAAAGAAUAUGAUAUUUAGUGGAUGAUACCUCAGCACAUCCAUGAUAUGAGAGAGAAAGGCAUCUUAACUUAGCCGUACUUUCAAACUCACUCUUUCACUGUUUGUCAUUUAUAUGUCGGUUACAAGUUUAAUCACUAGUCAUACUGUCUGAUAUGUCCUCAUGCUGGAUUUAUAUGUAGAUGUUGAUGACAAAAAGAGACAAUCGAACGCAAAAAAAAAUGGUUUCGCUAAAUAAUGUAUAAACCAAACAAGGUCUGUAUUUUCUUCCGUGUCUCUUUUAUUUGAGACUACAUAGUGUAUUUUUUAAAUAAUAUAAAAUGUUUCAGAUGCAGAAAUUGUGGGUUAUUUCCUUUUUUCCCAGUUCAGUCUUUUUUAGUAAGUAUUAAGUCAAGUCACAAAUUUAUAUGUCACUAUCGUACAAUCAUGUCAAGUUAAUAAAGCACUUUCAUAUUAGUGUUUUUCUCUUAUUUUUCACUCUCAUGAUGUUCAACGUUCAAAUGUUUGGUUUCAGUAACACUUUGUUUUUGUUUUUGUUUUUUUUUAUGAAGUCUCGACUAUGCUCACCAAGGCU